This is a messenger RNA of Penicillium mononematosum, 1548 nucleotides long. RefSeq lists its product as uncharacterized. Gene Ontology annotation, molecular function: transmembrane transporter activity. Gene Ontology annotation, biological process: transmembrane transport. NCBI's taxonomy places the organism in Eukaryota, Fungi, Ascomycota, Eurotiomycetes, Eurotiales, Aspergillaceae. Gene Ontology annotation, cellular component: membrane. The coding region runs from base 1 to 1548 and encodes 515 amino acids. The record is from RefSeq and is a predicted model, not a curated record. The transcript is spliced from 8 exons.
AUGGUGGCCUAUGAAUUCAAGAGCACUACUUCCGUCACAAGCAGGGGCGGGGGCCCGGUGGACCGUGAUAAUGCGCAUCUCCAGCGGAUGGGAAAGAAGCCAGUCCUUAAGCGAAACUUCGGCAUUCUAUCGAUCCUCGGCUUCAGCUGUACUAUUCUAGGUACUUGGGAAGGCCUGCUGGGUACCUUCACUGGCCCUCUCACAAAUGGCGGCUCUGGCGGUGCGAUAUAUGCCUACAUAUUUGGGUGGGUUGGCUGUUUUGCCAACUUUAUGGUCUUGUCGGAAUUAGCCUCCAUGGCGCCUACCGCAGGAGGCCAAUACCAUUGGGCUGCCAUGCUUGCCCCGGGCAGACUCCAGAAGUUCCUGAGUUUCAUUACAGGAUGGUUUGCUGUUCUCGGCUGGCAGAGUGCCUUCGCCGCCUGUGCCUUUCUAACGGGAAAGAUGAUCCAGGGUGCCGCGAUCCUAGGAAACAAUCUUUACAACGCCCUGCCUUGGGAAGGAACAUUGAUUGUCUGGGGUUCGCUCAGUCUCGCAUUGGCCGUGAAUCUGGUCGGCGGCAACUUGCUGCCCCGCAUUGAGGUGAUCAUUUUGGUUGUGCAUAUUCUUGGAUUCUUCGGCAUUAUAAUCCCGCUCGUCUAUAUGGCAGAUCAUAACACAAAGGAGCAGGUUUUCCUGUCUUUCCAGAAUGGAGGAGGCUUUGCCACACAAGGACUAUCUUGGUUCGUUGGUAUGACCAGCUGCGCAUUUGCCUUCGCUGGAGGUGACGCCGCUGUGCAUAUGUCCGAGGAGGUCGCGAAUGCCUCGACCGUUAUCCCCAACGCCCUUAUGAUUAGUGUCGGAAUCAACGGCUGCCUCGGAUUCGGUAUGAUAAUUGUUAUGAUGUUCUGCACCGGCUCCGACCUGGGUGGGAAGCUGGGGAAAAUCACUGGCUACAACUUCAUGGGUAUCUUCAUGGAAGCAACAGACUCAGUGCCAGGAUCAUUGACCAUGAUUUCUAUCGUGAUCAUUAUAUAUGUCUGCUCCCUAAUGGGUCUACUGGCUGCGGCAUCUCGGCAGCUUUGGUCAUUCUCUCGAGAUAAGGGGAGUACCAGGAUGGCGAUUGUGGAGUCAGUGACCGUCGCUACAUUGCUUUCCCUAAUUAACAUUGGUUCCAAUACCGCGAUGGAGGACAUCGUGUCCAUGGCAGUGGCGGGUAUCUACCUCUCCUACCUCAUGGUUUCUGUUUUGCUCUUUUACCGCCGCCUCCGUGGCGACAUCUCCCGAUAUAAUGACAACGAGGAUGACAUCGUCAACGUGCCUGGUGCAAAGCUUGUUUGGGGACCCUUCCAUUGCCCCGGCAUCAUUGGCGCCAUAAUCAACGGGUAUGCAAUUAUCUACCUCACCAUCGUCGUCUUUUUCAGCUUCUGGCCAAGUACAAUGGACCCAACUGUUGAAACGAUGAACUGGAGCGUUCUGGCCAUUGGAGGCAGCAGCUUCCUUGCCGUUAUGUACUAUGUCGUGCGCGCCCGGCACAUCUACAAGGGUCCUGUUAUGGAAGUAUCGUUGUAG